AUGUCGUCGACUGCUAUCGCAGCAUCGCCUGACCCGUGCUGCUAUACCCACGAUGCCGACGACCACAACGAUGCCGACCUGCCCUACAACCGCUGUGGCCGGCCGCCAUUUGCCCGGCCGUCGCCACCUCAGCCUUUUCGCUUCGACACGGGCGUCGGCAUGUUUGCGAAGCGCACACCGCGGCCGUUUCCCCCGCCGUUCUAUUCGCCCCCGUCCGCGUCGUUCUCCGAUCCGCUUAGCACGCACCAUCUGAGUCGGGACCGUCGUCGAGCCGUGGUCGGCGGCCAGCUGAUCGGUGGCUGCACCAACGGCGAUGAUGCCGUCUAUGCGAGCGAGUAUUUCGUCGCGGCCAACGACGGCGUGGGUGCCUGGUCGACACGGCCGCGCGGCCACGCUGGCCUCUGGGCACGUCUGGUCGCCCACUUCUGGGCAGACGCCGUCUACAACGACCUGCGGGCGGCCGAUGCGAUGCAUAUCCCUCCAGACCCCGCCCGCUGUCUGCAACAGGCAUACGAACAGACCAUGGAGGCAACACAGGCGCCCAACGAUUGGCAGGGAACCACAACAGCGACCGGUGCACAGCUGUCCUACCAUCGACCGGAGCCGACGAGCAAAGGCGCCGCAGGCGGAGGUGGAGGCGAUGGGAGGAGCAAGUACGAACCGAUGCUCUAUGUGACCAACCUGGGCGACUCGCAGGUAAUGGUGGUGCGGCCGGCCGAAAGCCUGAUGGUGUUCAAGACCAAGGAGCAGUGGCACUGGUUCGACUGUCCGCGGCAGCUGGGCACCAACAGCCCGGACACACCGCUCAGCAACGCCGUGGUCGACACGGUGCCAAUUCACGUCGGCGACGUCGUGCUGGCCAUGUCUGACGGCGUCAUCGACAACCUGUGGUCGCACGAGAUUGUCGAGCGGGUAAGCCGCAGCGUGGCCACGUGGCAGGCCCGCGAGAAGACAGACCUGGACCUGGAGCGCGGCAUGAUGGCUGUCGUGGCCGAGGAGCUGGUAGAGGCGGCGCGUGUCAUUGCCGUCGAUCCGUAUGCCGAGAGCCCUUAUAUGGAGCAUGCCAUCGAGGAGGGUUUGCCCAGCGAGGGAGACAGCUCCGAGGCAGACAAGGACAGGAUGCGUGCCAAACGAUCCAAGCAGUACAAGAAGCUGGUUCAGCAGUUCAAUCUGCACCAUGGAUUCCGCGAGCCAUACCAGGUGUUAGUCGACGCCGACCUCGUCCGCGAUGCGCAGCGCUUCACCAUGGAUCUCCAGGCCGGCCUGGAGCGGACUCUCCACGGUAAGGUGAAGAUCAUGAUCACCCAGUGCUGCAUCCGCCACCUGUACGCGCAGGGCCGUGAAGACCGCAGCGUCAACAAGGCCAUCGAUCUGGCCAAGACGUUUGAGCGUCGCCGCUGCGGCCACAAGCCGGAGGAGUUUGAGGAGCCGCUGUCGACGCUCGCCUGCCUCGGCCACGUGGUGGACGAGAAGGGCCGCGGCGAAAACAAGCACCGCUACGUCGUGGCGAGCCAAGACCAGGAUGUGCGGCGGCACAUGCGCGGCAUCGCCGGCGUACCGCUGAUCUACAUUUCGCGGAGCGUGAUGAUCAUGGAGCCCAUGUCGGCCCCCACGGCAAAGGUGGGCGUCCAGGCCGAACGAGCCAAGUUCCGGAGCGAGCUGCGCAAGUUGACGGGCGAGAAGCGCAAACGGACCGACGACGACGACGGGACCGACAGCGACGCCAGCGAUGCAGACGACGACAAGGACAACAAGGAUGACACGGAGAAGAAGAAGAAAAAGAAGAAGCAGUACGGACUCAAAGCUCCAAACCCGCUGUCGAUUAAGAAGAGGAAGGACAAGACGACGACGACGGCGACUGCGCUGCCAAAGAGUUCGGGCGAGCCGGCUGCCAAGACCUCGACAGACGAUGCGGCUCCCAAGCGGAAGCGGAAGCGCAAGCACAAGCACAACAGCGCGACACCCGCCGAGGCCGGGGCGGUGCCUGUGUCUGCACCUGCGGCCGUGUCGGAUGAGUAA
Molecule: messenger RNA, 2019 nt
Organism: Grosmannia clavigera kw1407
Lineage: Eukaryota; Fungi; Ascomycota; Sordariomycetes; Ophiostomatales; Ophiostomataceae
Product: protein phosphatase
Exons: 5
Coding region: 1-2019 (672 amino acids)
Cellular component (GO): small-subunit processome; nucleolus
Molecular function (GO): small ribosomal subunit rRNA binding
Source: RefSeq, a predicted model, not a curated record